AUGACGAAGAAUCUGGUCCUUGAUCCCUCUCACGCCGAGGCGCCUACUCGCGACCACCAGAAUUAUCCCAGCAGCUUGCCAGAGGCGAAGGAGACCAAAGUCCACCCUACCAAUGCUGGAGGAGAGAAUGCAAGNGAAUGGGAAGGUGUCCGUAUCAUGACUGAUCCAAACUUCUUGCAUGCUGGAGAUCACGUACAUCUGGGACCUGGAGUGACGGGCACAAGACAGACGAACCCUGCACUUGAUCUCCACGAGCUUCCUCGCAUCGAUGCAGUACUGUUGUCCCACUACCAUGCAGAUCACUUUGAUGAGAAGGUUGAAGCCUCGCUUCGCCGCUCUUUGCCCAUCAUCACUACACCUCAUGCCAAAGACCAUCUGACCUCCAAGGGCGAUGACGAGUCCUUCAGCCGCGUUUUCGAUCUCGACUUCUUCCAGAGCAUGUAUGUCGAUAUUCGCACAACUGGAACCACGCAUGAAGUCACGAACAAAAAGGUGCCUGCUGUCAAGGUGACGGGUAUGCCUGGUAAACACGUACCUCAGGGCAUGCUGAGCAAGGCCAAUGACAUACUCGGCGCCGUUCCUCCCACCAACGGCUGGAUGCUGGAGUUGGGCUACAAAGAAGGCGAUGGCAGUUCCACUGACAGCUUCAAGAACGGAUACAGAAUCUACAUCUCGGGCGACACUCUCCUGGUCGACGAACUCAAAGAGAUCCCUGAACGCUACAAGGGUCAGAACAUCGACCUCAUGCUGAUACACUUGGGCGGCACCACGAUCCCUUCGCCGAAACUGCCAAUGUUGAUGGUGACCAUGGAUGCAAAACAAGGCAUUGAGCUCGUCAGAAUGAUUAACCCUGAUCUGACGAUCCCCAUCCAUUACGAUCCUCUGGAAGACUUCAAGAAGGAGAUGGAGAAGGCAGGGUUGACUGACAAGGUUGUGUAUCUUGAUCGCAAGGACCAGUACAGGUUUGCUGUUCAACACGGACAGUGA
Molecule: messenger RNA, 987 nt
Organism: Aureobasidium uvarum
Lineage: Eukaryota; Fungi; Ascomycota; Dothideomycetes; Dothideales; Saccotheciaceae
Source: the annotation of a GenBank genome assembly